GUAAACUCUCCCAAGCCUUUUCUUUCCAUUUUACAGCCAAUUCGCCUUUCGUUACUUCCAAAUUUCCAAUACUCUCUCUCAGUGAACAAAGAGGGUUCAACUAAUGUUUUAUUCUCGAUCCGCUAUUUUCUCACUGCAUUCUAAAUUAUUAAAAAAAAAAGGAAAAAAGAAAAGUUUUCUUUAAGUUCAUCAUUCCUUCUUUCACAUCAACACUCGAAAAAGCUUUCAUUUAUUCAGAUUUUAUAUCCUUUUUAUUCAGAUUCAAUGUUUUAUUUAAUUGCAUAAUUCUAUUGACAACAAUCAAUUGUGUAUAAGCAAAGCCUAUGGCCCUUCCUAUCGGCAAGCUAACGCUCAUCAUUGGUGCUGGCCUUGUUGGGUCAGUUCUUGCUAAAGAAGGACGCACAUCAAAUGUGUCUGAUUUUUUUUCUGGUGCUUUUAAGAUUGUUUUGAAGCAACUUAAACAAGAUGAUUCAUCCACUUCAAAUUCCAAACCACGAAAUGAUUCUUUGCUGCAGCAGGUUAAUAGCUUGCGGCAGGAGCUGCAACUCCUGGCAUCAAAUAGAUCUGUUACAAUUGUUACAUCAAGUAAUUCAGGAUCAGGAAAAUAUAGUAUAAUUAUUGUUGUUGUAGUUGUUGGAUCUGGCUACAUUUGGUGGAAGGGUUGGAAAAUUUCUGAUAUGAUGUUUGCAACCAGGCGUGGCUUAAAUGAUGCGUGCUCUUCUGUGGCUAAACAGCUUGAGAACGUUUACUCAUCGAUUUCGGCUACUAAGCGGCAUUUAUCUUCAAGAAUUGACAGUGUAGAUUGUAAAAUUGAUGAAUGUGCUGAAAAUACAGCUGCAACAAAGGAAGAGGUUUCUGAACUACGAGGUGAUAUGAAACUGAUAGGUGCAGAUGUGCUUUCUGUUCACCAAGUAGUGCAAUCCCUGGAGACCAAAAUAAAUAGAAUAGAAGGGAAACAGAAUGUAACAAACUUUGGAGUGGGGAAGUUGAUUGCUUUUGUAAGGGGUCUCGAAAAUAGCAAAUCCAGGGAGCAGAUUGAGGGAGCUGCAUCGAGUUCUUCAAUGCUCACACUUCAAUUGCCACCAGUAUCUGCGUCAAGGGCUGCAUCUUUGCCUGUCAAUUCGGAGCCACCAUCACCCUCUACUUCUAAUGCUUCUCACAAGCAUCCUUCGCAAAGUACUGUUUCUGCCUCUGGCCUGAAGGAUAUUUACGGUGUAUCAGACAGCGUUGGGGUGUCAAGCCUAAGCACCCGUUCUAAUGGAGUUCAUGCGUCAGAAAACUCAAACAUUGAGAACUCCCAUUCCAAUCUGUUUGGAAGAAACUUCUCUGGAAGGAAUGUUCCUAUUUUCACAAGAAGUUGCAGCGUAAUGCAGUCUUUCAAGUAAGCACUAUGUCCAAGAUUAUAAACAAUUGGAAACCUAUAAGAAAACAUAUUUUUGUACCCCGAGAGAGGGGAAGUGUUCAUAGUUAAUCUGUGGCUAGCUUAGUCAAUCCCGUUUAUGGUCACCAAUUUUGUAGAGCUGAUGUUAUCGAUUGCUAUUAGGAUAUGUAUGUAAAAGUUGCUGAUACAAUUCAGAAUUUCUCCAUACGAGUAGGACAUGUUUUUUAUGUAGCACUAUAUAAGAUACAUUAUGUUUCCAUGUUCAGGAAUAAAUUUUGAGAA
Molecule: messenger RNA, 1663 nt
Organism: Olea europaea var. sylvestris
Lineage: Eukaryota; Viridiplantae; Streptophyta; Magnoliopsida; Lamiales; Oleaceae
Exons: 14
Coding region: 324-1385 (353 amino acids)
Source: RefSeq, a predicted model, not a curated record